This is a messenger RNA of Meriones unguiculatus (Mongolian gerbil), 4553 nucleotides long. RefSeq names its product G protein-coupled receptor class C group 5 member B (gene Gprc5b). Gene Ontology annotation, molecular function: protein kinase activator activity; protein kinase binding; G protein-coupled receptor activity. Gene Ontology annotation, biological process: G protein-coupled receptor signaling pathway. Gene Ontology annotation, cellular component: signaling receptor complex; intracellular membrane-bounded organelle; plasma membrane. The transcript is spliced from 4 exons. Lineage: Eukaryota; Metazoa; Chordata; Mammalia; Rodentia; Muridae. The record is from RefSeq and is a predicted model, not a curated record. The coding region runs from base 96 to 1487 and encodes 463 amino acids.
CUUCUAAGUCUGAAAAGGGUCAGCUGAGUUGGAAGAGGGGAAGAUGGAGUGUUGGGGGCGGGGGGAACUGCGGAGACGUGGAUGGACAAACUCUAAUGGAGCAAAUAGAUACCACCUCGUACUACACCUGCCCUGGACGGGGCUGCCUGGAAAACAGAGUGGUCAGGACUUCUGGUGCACGAGAUGACAAGGCGAAUGGAGUCUUUAAGCGGACCCCAGCAAGAGGGUGUCCUCCACUAAGAGGGCAAUCGGGACCGUUCCUGGUGUCAGAGAGAAAGAUGAGAACCCAUCAGGUGUUCCCCUUGCCCCUGCUCCUGGUGAUUGCGUCUGUGGCUUCAGAGAACGCUAGCACAUCCCGGGGCUGUGGGCUGGACCUUCUUCCUCAGUACGUGUCCCUGUGCGACCUGGACGCCAUCUGGGGCAUCGUGGUGGAGGCAGUGGCCGGGGCGGGAGCCCUGAUCACACUGCUCCUGAUGCUUAUCCUCCUGGUGAGACUGCCCUUCAUCAAGGACAAGGAGAAGAGGAGGCCCGUGUGCCUCCACUUCCUCUUCCUGCUGGGGACCCUGGGCCUCUUUGGGCUGACGUUCGCCUUCAUCAUUCGGAUGGACGAGACCAUCUGCUCCAUCCGACGCUUCCUCUGGGGUGUCCUCUUCGCGCUCUGCUUUUCCUGCCUGCUGAGCCAGGCGUGGCGGGUACGGAGGCUGGUGCGCCAGGGCACAAGCCCGGCCGGCUGGCAGCUGGUGAGCCUGGCACUGUGCCUGAUGAUGGUGCAGGUCAUCAUUGCCACUGAGUGGCUGGUGCUGACUGUGCUGCGUGACACGAAGCCAGCCUGCGCCUAUGAGCCCAUGGACUUUGUGAUGGCGCUCAUCUACGACAUGGUACUGCUGGCCAUCACCCUGGCGCAGUCCCUCUUCACACUCUGUGGCAAGUUCAGGCGGUGGAAGGCGAAUGGAGCCUUCAUCCUCAUCACUACCUUCCUCUCUGUGCUCAUCUGGGUGGUCUGGAUGACUAUGUACCUCUUCGGCAACACCAUCAUUAAGGGAGAUUCCUGGAACGACCCCACCUUGGCCAUUACACUGGUGGCCAGUGGCUGGGUCUUUGUCAUCUUCCAUGCCAUCCCGGAGAUCCACUAUACCCUUCUCCCACCCCUGCAGGAGAACCCACCCAAUUACUUUGACACUUCACAGCCCAGGAUGCGGGAGACAGCAUUUGAGGAGGACAUGGCCCUGCCAAGGGCCUACAUGGAGAACAAGGCCUUCUCGAUGGAUGAACAUAAUGCAGCUCUUCGAUCAGCAGUGGGGUUUUCCAAUGGAAGCUUGGGGAAAAGAUCCAGCGGCAGCCUGGGAAAGAAGCCCAGUGGCUUGGGGAGCCGACCCAGCGCACCAUUCAGAAGCAAUGUGUAUCAGCCGACCGAAAUGGCCGUCGUGCUCAAUGGUGGGACUAUCCCAACCGCUCCGCCACCUCACACGGGAAGACACCACUGGUGAAAGACCUUAAGUUCCAGAGAAUAAGAAUCUCUCUUACCGAUUUUAUUCCCUGGCUAUGUCUUUCUUGAGGGCGAAAUCAAUAACCAUGGCAGAGACAGGCCACCUGGAAGCCAGGAAAUCCCACCAAGGGGAUUUCAUGUAAAUGUGACAUAUGGAUGAACUGGAAAGCUAACAGUGACUGCCCUUCUGGUAUCCUGCCAUACACACACACACACACACACACACACACACACACACACACACACAUUCAAACACGGAAAUGUCCUGCAAACUAAAUCAGAGCUAACUGCCAUAGUCUUAGGCUCACUCAGAAGCAUGGCUGGGAAACUGUUUCAUCCAUAGGGGCCAGGGCAGAAAAGAAUUCACAGCUGGUAUGCCCAGCUGAUGUUGGCUUAGAUGAGGGGUCGGAGCCAGCCUGUCACCCCCUCCCCGCCAAGUUCUGGUUGGUGAGGUGGUCUUUUGGAGAUAACUGUGCCCUUGAGGUUAACUAAUGGACCCUUCUCCCUGGCUUGCUUGCCUGGUGGCCCACGCAGUUCAGGGGACUUUAGGAGGUUGUGGCUAUGAUUCCAAAGCCAGGCCAAAACCAGACGUCAGGGAGCUGUGUAGCCAGUAGGAGUGGAAGAACCACAGAAUGUGCCAAAGAGGAGAAUGGACUCUGGACCUUGAAGCAACCAUCACCGGCCUCUUGCUCUACCAAGCACCCCCAACCCCAACCUCCCUUACAGAGUGAUAGAAGCCUCCUUCCUUCCUCCCUCCUCCUGCAUUUUCGGUACUCCUCCAAGCCCUUUCCCCUGAUUUCAUUCCCAUGUUCAUUUCAGAAGCUCAAAUAGGUCCGCCAGCAUGAAGCUGCAGGGGAGUCAGGCUAAAAGACAGGCACCAUAGCCUUCUUCUCAUAGUGAUGUCCUACGGCUGGGCUCCCCAGGGUGACCUCUGGAAUGGAGAGGUGACAUCCUGAUGUCCAGUGACUUCUGGGGGUUAUUUUCCCUUGAUGUGGGUAGAAGUUCAAGAUAGGAUGAGUUCCAUGAAGGUUUCUUAAGUGCUUUCAGGGGGUGGAGAGAAUGUUUUAAUCUUGGUUUCCCGAUGGUUCUAUAAAAAUGGCCCUCUUCACAGCCGUCAUUUGUCAUGGCUUCCAUUUGUCCUGACCAAGUCAUUCCUUUGUCGCUCAGCAUCUCCAGCCUCCCUGCCAUGAAAAGCCCCGUGUUCUCUGCGCUGUUUGGCCAGCAUAAUCUCUAGCAACCUUUCCACGCUAAGAGUUUGAACCUGACCACGUGGAUUGUAUAAAAAAAGGGUGGGGCCUCUGCAUACACUCUAAUCGCUGCAUUGUUUUUUUUCCAUAAAAACUACCCAUAAGCCUUUAACCUUUAAUGAAAGCAAAAUUUAAAAGGUUAGUGUUUGGGGGUGGGGGUGGGGACUGACCUCUUCUUAAGCCAGUACACCUGAGCUGAGUGUUUUAAUAAACCUGAUUUUUCUCAAGGCCCCAGUCUCUGCUGUGUCCCCUCCCUGUCUUACCCUCUCCUUGCAGAGCCUUAGGGAGGUGAGGCCAAUCUGGCCAGCAUGUGGCUCUCCUGCAAGUUUUUCUUACAGCUAGCGCAUCACCAUGCAUGGGAGCCAGAAAGCAUCACACCCAAAGGCCACUCCUUCCCAACCUUCUGGGACAACCCACCCCCAUCCAGAGCAUGUGCUUGCUUCCAGAGGGUUUGAAUCAGUCCUUUGUGCUUCAGGGCCAUCAUGUGGUGGGCUGAGAAGUCAGAGGCUUGAGCAGGGGUAGGAGGGAAAGGCGGCUAGGGCUGCAUGGGGUGGAGGCUUUUGCAUGCCCUACCCAGCUUUCUGCAAAGAAAUCUCCAAGCACCUUGGGCCAGUCCGGUGACAAACGUCAGCGCUCCGCGUUCUUGUGCCAGGAAGUGGCUGCCCACCCCCGCUCUCUGGAGUCCUUUGGAGCGUUCUGAUGUCACCAGUGACUCGGUCUGCAAAAGCCCCCUUACAGAAGGGAGAAGCUGACAUGAUUGAUGGUUUUCUCUCUAAGCUCUUUGUUGUCCACGUAUAAGGUGAGCACCGUGCAAAUGGGUGUGCAGAAAGCAGCGUUUCUGCACUGUAAAAACAGAACCAUUUUGAGCCACAGGAAACCUCAACUAGUGAGGCCUUUUGGUUUUGCUUUUUUUCUUUCCAAUCCUGAUAGGCUAUUGCGCUUCUGGGCUUUGUUUUAUCUUGGCUUUAAGAUUUAGGGUGGGCUGAAUGUUUUUAGGCCGGGGUCAGAGGUGGGAGCAAAGGAAAAAGGGCGGUGAGUCCAAGUUCACCUGAAGAGGACCACAAGACAAACUCCACCCAAAGACUGUGGCAGCCAGCUUCCGACAGAGCAAAGCUGAAGUACCUGGCACCUCUUUAAGAGUUGACUGACUCGAGACUUGGUUGGGGAAAAUGGUCUUGGAGAGUCAUCCGUGAAUGACCCCAAGCUGCAAGCACAACUUAACAUGCCCAGGUAGUAAUGCCAUAUUGGGACUACGACAGCCACUCUGUCCCCUCCUGAGUGAAGACUCCACGGUGUUCUGGAGUCCACUGCCAAGGUGGCGGGACAAUGGCAGAGGGGAGAGGCUCUACUAUGUCAGUUGUUUCCAGAGUUACGUGAUUGUUGUCCACCCCCCCCACACACACAGAUGAGGUCAAGGCCAGUGACCAAGUGCAGACAGGGUGGGAGGGGUUGUCUUUUGGGUUUGCCAAAUCACAAAGUAGGAGAGGGCACUGGCAUUUACACAUCCAAGGAUGUAGCAACCAUGUGAGAUGAUGAGAGCCCUUGGCAGGUGCUUUUUAUUCAUAAAGAGCUCCGGCUCACUUUUGAUAGAUAAUAUAUAUUUAUUAAAUGUAUUAAUGUGUAUUUUAUAAUGUACCCCACUCUUACCCUCAUCCUGGCUGACUUGCAUACUUAUAAACAAUUUGAGAAACUUCAAGACAAUCAGUAUGUACAGGGCUGUAUAUAAAUAUCACAGAUUUAAAAGGUUGUUAAAGCAUGGGCAGAUAGGUUUUAUUUUCAAAAUGCUGUUCUUAACAAGAAAAUAAAGGCUUUACUAUUUA